Messenger RNA from Cuculus canorus (common cuckoo), 4404 nucleotides. It is a transcript of the gene ZDHHC3, whose product is annotated as zinc finger DHHC-type palmitoyltransferase 3. Gene Ontology annotation, molecular function: protein-cysteine S-palmitoyltransferase activity. Bases 257 to 1240 code for a protein of 327 amino acids. Gene Ontology annotation, cellular component: endoplasmic reticulum; Golgi apparatus. The transcript is spliced from 8 exons. The record is from RefSeq and is a predicted model, not a curated record. NCBI's taxonomy places the organism in Eukaryota, Metazoa, Chordata, Aves, Cuculiformes, Cuculidae. Gene Ontology annotation, biological process: protein targeting to membrane; peptidyl-L-cysteine S-palmitoylation.
GCCUUCCCGCAGCCCCCACGCCGCGGGGCGGGACCCGCCGUGCCGCGCUCCCUCCCGCCGCCGCCGCCGCCGCCCACUUCCUGGUUCCUCCCGGCGCCCGAGCUCAGCGGAAGAAGUGCAGGCUAAAAGUCAAGGAAUGAAGCACAGAGAGGCUGAGUGACUUGUGAAGGGGGAGGACUGCAGCAGAAGCAGGUGAUGGUCAAAUCCUGUGUUAGACCACCUGAGUGAAAAGAUGCAAGUAUGGACAUAACAGCCUAUGAUGAUUACUCCAGUCCACCACUUCAGAGAUAUUGAAAGGAAACCUGAAUACCUGCAGCCAGAAAAGUGUGUUCCACCUCCUAGCCACGCUUCCCUGGGAACAAUGUGGUUUAUUCGAGAUGGCUGUGGUAUUGCAUGUGCUGUCGUUACCUGGAUGCUGGUGUUCUAUGCCGACUUUGUAGUCCUUCUUGUCAUGCUAGUUCCAUCAAGAGAUUAUGUUUAUAGUGUCAUCAAUGGCACACUGUUCAACACCUUGGCUUUCCUCGCUUUGGCUUCACAUUUUCGUGCUAUGCUGACAGAUCCAGGUGCUGUACCCAAAGGUAAUGCCACAAAGGAGUUCAUCGAGAGUUUACAGCUAAAGCCAGGACAGGUGGUUUACAAGUGCCCAAAAUGUUGUAGCAUCAAACCUGACAGAGCACAUCAUUGCAGUGUUUGCAAGAGGUGUAUUCGGAAAAUGGACCAUCACUGCCCGUGGGUCAAUAACUGUGUAGGAGAGAAUAACCAGAAGUACUUUGUACUGUUUACAAUGUAUAUAGCACUGAUUUCUCUGCAUGCUUUAAUAAUGGUGGGAUUUCACUUCUUGUAUUGUUUUGAAGAAGACUGGACAAAAUGCAGUUCCUUCUCUCCACCAACUACAGUGAUUCUUCUCAUCCUCUUGUGUUUUGAGGCUCUCCUAUUUCUUAUCUUCACCUCGGUUAUGUUUGGGACCCAAGUACACUCCAUCUGCACUGAUGAAACGGGUAUUGAGCGUCUUAAAAAUCAGAAGCCAACCUGGGAGAAGAUCAGCGGCUGGGAAGGGAUGAAGCUGGCGUUCGGUGGUGCUUUCUCCUUGGGUUGGUUCAAUCCCUUUUCAAACCUGGACUGUGAACGCUCAGCACCGGCUGAAGCGACAUCAGCAGCUCCUGCAUCUGCAAUAAUGACCCAAGAAGAAAUCGAGCAGUUUCUUGCUAGAGAUGUUGCCAUCCCAGUGUUACAUGAAUAAGCAAAGCAUCCUCCAAGAUGUCAAGAGCAGCGUUCAGUUUUUGGUUUUAAUAACUACUUGGGUUGGAGAUUUAAGGGGUUGGUUUUUAACAUACUUUUGGUGCAUUGAAAAAUUCAGGAGUAUUUACCUGGAAGCCGGGUACAGCACUAGCAGAAGCAAUGCAAAUCUCCAGAGGAAGCUUUAUAAGUGAUGAGAUUCAUAAGCUCCUUUGCGGACCUGCGGCAACUACUUUAUUGAGUUUUUCUUACAUGGCCUUUAAGGAAAGUUUAUAAUUGUUGGAUCGGUCCCAGCUCCCAGAAAUGCACAGUUCUGAGGAGUCUGGUUAAUCUUUUGUUCUUACUACCUUUUGGAGGACUAAAUUAUAAGCCCUACGCAAUGGCCAGAUUAACCCAGAUAUAAAGGUUUUCUUGAAAAAUGCAUCCUUUCUAGCUCAUCCCCUAGAUGCUGCCUCUGGAUUAUGAAAGCUGCUGGUGCUCAGGUCAUAACAGAAGUGGGAUACUGGGCUACAGUCCCAGCAGACAGGCGAGCUCACCCUGGGUGUAGUUCCUUUGGGGUCCAAAAUAUCUCUGGGGUAAUUCUUAACCCUCUGGUCUCGCGGGGCUGCCCAAGACUGGUGGUACUUGGCUGAGCCACAUAAAGGCCAGCGAGCUUGGUGGUGAUGCCAAGCCAGCAGUAACUUUCAUCUGUGGCCAAUGCAGCCAAAGGCAGGCAAAUAUUGACCAGGUUGUUGAGCUGCUGGUUAGGGUAAGCUUUUGCCCAGGGACUGCGGUUUGUUAGCAUGUAGGACGUGUGAAGCGGGAGCUGCCUGGCCCAGAAAGCAGGCAGCUGGUCUAGGCCAGGCACUGGGCAUAUUUCUGUGGUCAAAAGAAGAGAGAGAUAUGAACACCCUGCUGAUGGAGGUACUGUCUCUCUCUACUUGACUUGUCUAAUUGAGAUGUCUCUUUCUUUUUUUGUGUGUCAUUUUCUUGAUAGCCAAAGUUAAUUGAGAAUUAAUAUUGCUUCUUCGUCUUACUGGGAUUUAACAUUAGUAUUUGCAAUUAUGCAGGAUUUCAUUACGCUAAAUGUGCAGCCAGCUCCUGGUGAACAUCGGUGAGUACAUAGAAGGGAACACGUUGACCAAGGAAGGUGUCGCUGCAGGUGGCAAUAGUUGUAGCAAAAUCAUGCAGAGGUGCUCUUAGCUGCUGCAUUCAAAAAUGCUGCAAACACUUGGCAUGCGUUAGGUGUCAGUUAGCAUAGUUCUAAUUUAGACUGGUUUUCAAGUUGUUUUUUUUUUACUUCUUGUCAUCUCCCUUAGCAGAAUUGUCAGUAAGAUUUCCAGGGUAUUAGAGACAUGCUCCUGUUUUUCCCGCCCAGGACAUGGCUUGACUUCUUCUCCCCCUCGCCUAUAACAUGGACCAAAGAUAAUUGCUUCCUCUCAAUGUAAGAGAAAGGAGUUUGGGGUUGAAGUAUGGUAUUGGGAAAGAGUUAGAUGAGGUUUUUAUAGAAGCAAUACCAAAUAGAUGAGAUUUUUAUAGAAGCAAUACCAAAUGGAAUUUAUGCAAGAUUUUUGUCGUCCAAAAAGCAUCUUAGCAUGUGUUAAUGGUGUGAUGUUCAGGGCUACUGUGAAGGAAUAAGAUUCUCUCCCGGAUUUGUCCUCUGCUGCAGCCUUCCCUUUUUAUGGGAACAAACUGAGUGCCAUGACUCUUAGGAGCACAGCUUGCUUAAACCUCAUCGGGGAUUUCCAAACAGUUGUUUCCUCCCAUAUCCCCUCUGGAUGUCUCCUCAUUUUCGGUAGAAAAUAGAUUUAGGAAAAAACAUUAGGACCUGUAUAUUUAUAAAAACAUUUUUGGUAAAGGGAAACACCCUGCACGUGGGAGGAAUUGAUGUGUCCUCUUGUGUUAUUUAGACAUGAGUUCUCGAACGUCAUUGCUCCGUGCAGCAGUGUGAUAGUGACAGAAGAAGCUCUCCUGCCCCUGCACCAGCCUGUGUUCCUCUCCAUCAGCAUCCCGCAGGAAAGGGACACCAGGGACAUACAGACAUCUAUAAGGGAUUUCCUAUAGCGAGCAAUAGCGAUGUUGAAGGAGGAAAAUGAAGAGUGCCCUUUUAAGCUCAGGUUUUCUAAUUCUGGCUUGCUGCUUGUCCUCCGUGUCCAGUGAAUGUCCCUGCCUGCAGUGCUCUGUCUGCAGAGUGGGAAUGGUGCUAUGAAGUCCUAGCGGGACAAACUAGUUGAUGGUUGAAAAUAGCCUUGAGGUAAGUGCAUGGGGACAUCAGCUUGGGCAAGACACCCUCGCCCUGCAUUCUGGUGGUGUUUCUCGGGACACAGAUUCCACUUAUGUGGCUGCAGGUAUGUGUGGAUGGAGGCAGCGUAUUUCCUCCUCCAUACACAAGCCUGGUUCACCUCAUCAUGAGGACAGGCAUCCUUCGCUGCUGUUUCCCACCUCUUGUGUUGCUCCUCAGGUGCUGGCAUUUCUAAGUGGUUUAUUUUAACAGCUGAACUGGAGAAGCAGUGUGAAGAGGUGGGUGAGAGCCAGAAGAGCCACCUCCCCUCAUCCCACAGUGCAUUUAUGGUUUGAGUGAGAGACAGGAACAUGUUUCUGUGUCCUAUGCAGAGCCAUAGGCAGCCGGCCCAGCCCCAGCUCUGAUGCCCCCUAAGAUCUGGCGGAGAGUAUCUUGUUUCUGUCUCAGUGCAGGGUGGCAGCUAUCAGAAAUAGCAAAAGUCUUCACAAGCUGGAAAAAUCUGUUAUAGCCACAGCUCUGGCAUAAGCCUCCUUCUUUAAUGACUACCUGCUAGCUUGAGUCCAAAUGUGAUUUUCAUGAAAUUGAAACCAAAUGCACUGUUUUCCUUCCCUCCAUGCAUCCCUUACCCCUUAUUAAAUUGUGCCUUCAUCUUCAGGCCAAGCUGCUAUGGUACUAGUCGGCUUGCCAGGCCCUGGGGAGGGUGGUCCUCCAGAAUACUAUGUGUGCUGCAGUCCAUUGGAGAUCCCAUUGCUGCUCUUGCACAAAGUGUUAAUGGACAGGGUCAUGGCUGAUGUGGAAAGUGUUCUUGUACUUCAUAUCUGGUGUCUUCUGCAGCAGAUUUUCUAUGCAAUUAAAGAAUUUACAUCUCUUGGAAAAAAAUAUUUUUUUUGCUGUUUGUAACUCCUUUUUAUGCCUCUGGUCACUAUUGUACUUAUUAAAGAACUAAU